This is a messenger RNA of Rhododendron vialii, 3415 nucleotides long. Its product is annotated as kinesin-like protein KIN-7E. Bases 433 to 3231 code for a protein of 932 amino acids. Gene Ontology annotation, biological process: microtubule-based movement. Gene Ontology annotation, molecular function: microtubule motor activity; ATP binding; microtubule binding. The record is from RefSeq and is a predicted model, not a curated record. The transcript is spliced from 16 exons. NCBI's taxonomy places the organism in Eukaryota, Viridiplantae, Streptophyta, Magnoliopsida, Ericales, Ericaceae.
CGAUUUGCAGGACCAGAGAGAGAGAGAGAGAGAGAGAGAGACGGUUCUAUCCCAUUGGUCUCUGAGUCUCUCUCUGCAAAUUUUCACUUUCGUUUCAAAAAAAUUACAAAGAGAUCGUGUGAGACUACCAUUUGGCCGAUUCCUACUGUUCCAUAGAGGAUUAUAUACUCGCAUGCACUUUAUUCGACGCGUAAAGGUUUAUCAUCACUGAGAUCUCUCUCUCUCUCUCUCUCCUUUAUGGAGAAGUUUCUGACCAUGAAAGAGACAGACAAGUUAAGCACAACCCAUCUGGGUUAGGGUCUUAAUUGUUUUGCACGGUUGGAAAGAAGGACAGUGGGGACUGAUCAUGCUUGAUUGGUUCAGCUAUGGGUAUUAAGGUUUUGGAUUAAUGGAGGUAGGUUUGUGAAAAGGAGGAGAUAGGUGGGGUGAGAAAUGGGGGCAAUUGGUGGGGAGGAGUUGACUAAGUGGGAGAAGAUGCAAGGGGAGGUGAGUAGUGGUGGUGGUGAGGAGAAGAUUCUUGUGUUGAUUAGAUUGAGGCCUUUGAGUGAGAAGGAGGUUGCUAAGAAUGAGGUCGCGGAUUGGGAAUGCAUCAAUGAGAAUACCAUUUUGUUCCGGAACAGCCUGCAAGAGCGGUCCAUGUUUCCGACUGCUUAUACAUUUGAUAGAGUAUUUGGUGGCGACAGCCAGACUAGGCAGGUUUAUGAGGAAGGAGCAAAGGAAAUUGCUCUUUCAGUGGUCAGUGGUAUUAACUCAAGUAUUUUUGCUUAUGGGCAAACAAGCAGUGGAAAGACGUACACCAUGGUUGGUAUAACUGAAUACACAGUAGCAGACAUUUAUGACUACAUACACAGGCAUGAAGAACGAGCAUUUGUUUUGAAGUUUUGUGCAAUGGAGAUCUACAAUGAAGCUAUAAGAGAUCUCCUUAGCGCGGAUAGUACUCCACUAAGGGUUCUAGACGAUCCAGAGAAAGGGACUGUGGUGGAGAAAAUAACGGAGGAAACACUGAGGGAUUGGGCCCAUCUCAAGGAGCUUCUAUCAAUUUGUGAAGCUCAAAGAAGGAUUGGGGAGACUUCCUUGAAUGAAACAAGCUCUAGAUCACAUCAAAUUCUUAGAUUGACAAUUGAAAGUUCUGCUCGUGAGUUUUUAGGCAAGGACAAUUCAACAAAACUAUCAGCUAGUGUGAAUUUUGUCGAUCUUGCGGGAAGUGAGCGUGCAGCUCAGGCGUUAUCAGUUGGAGCAAGACUGAAAGAAGGCUGCCAUAUCAACCGUAGUUUACUGACCCUUUCUACCGUUAUUCGCAAGCUGAGCAAGGGGAGACAUGGACAUGUGAACUACAGAGAUUCUAAGCUAACUCGCAUUCUACAGCCCUGUUUGGGAGGCAAUGCCAGAACUGCCAUCAUUUGCACUUUGAGCCCUGCACGAAGCCAUGUUGACCAGUCUAGAAAUACUCUCUUGUUUGCUACAUGUGCAAAAGAAGUUAGCACAAAUGCAAAGGUUAAUGUAGUCAUGUCUGAUAAGGCCUUGGUGAAGCAUUUGCAAAAAGAGUUGGCUCGAUUGGAGAGCGAGUUAAGGACCCCUGCCCCUUCUUCCACUUCUGAUUAUGCAGCAUUACUGAGGAAGAAAGAUCUUCAGAUAGAAAAGUUGGAGAAAGAGUUGAGAGAGCAAACUAAGCAGCGGGAACUUGCAGAAUCUCGGGUUCAGGAUUUGUUGCUCAUGGUUGGAAAUGAUGAAGAUUCGACGGAAUGGGGUGGGCUUAGUAAUCGUCCUAAAUGGCAAGAGGGUAACAAAUGGGAAGAUGAAUGUUCGGUGUCAGACUCAUCAGUUACAGAUGAUACACAUUACCAAGAUAUAGGUGGCAGAAAAAUGGGCAACUCAGUGAAUUCGUGGCCCUCUAAGAUAGAGUUUUUCAAUAACCCACUAACAGGUAGAGGAACUGGAGAAGAUCCCAAUGAAAUUUGCCGGGAAGUUCGUUGUAUUGAGAUGGAUGAAUCAGGAGCAGACAAGAUCUCUGAACCCCUUGCCUUUUCAACUGGCAAUGCUGAAGGAAUGCAUAGCAAUGUGGCCAUUGACGAGUUGGAAUCAACCCCACCAAGACAAGUAACUGAAACCCAAAGUAGCAUGACUAAUGGUAUAUUGGAGGAGAGACACCAGGAUGUGCAAAAGACCAUUGGUUCUCUUGUUAGCCGUUACCCUGAAGACCCAUCUCCUUGGGCUCAAGGCAAUAUGUCACGGUGUGAAAGUCAGAAGUUGAAUAGGAGCUGGAGUUGUAGAGCUACUCUAAUGGCUGGCUCAUCCUUUCCAGACUUUGAGACGACAGGUGAUAGUCAGAACACACCAGUUGAAGGUUUUGAGAAAAGCUUUCCCGGAAGACCAGAAGGCUUCCAAAGGAUGGUUCCGCCAUUAAAUUAUGAUGCGGCAAGGUUGUCGAGAAAUGAUUCCCAGUCUUCUAUGGGGAGUGCUUUUGUAGAUGAGUUAAAAGCUCAGAAGAACAAGAAUUCCACAGAUGAGGAUAUUCCUAGCAUUGAUACUUUUGUUGCAGGACUCAAAGAAAUGGCCAAGCUUGAAUAUGAAAAGCAACUUGCUAAUUGUCAGGGAGAAGAAUCGAAGGCCAAGAAGAACGUCAAAGAUGUUGGAUUAGAUCCGAUGCUGGACGCAGCAGAAGCUCCUGCAACUUGGAAUAUUGAGUUCGGGAUAAAGCAGAAAGCAAUACUUGAACUUUGGCAAUCUUGCAAUAUUUCGUUGGUGCACAGGACAUACUUCUUCCUGCUAUUUAAAGGCGACCCAACAGAUUCCAUAUAUAUGGAGGUGGAGAUGAGGAGACUUUCCUUCCUCAAGGAAGCAUUUUCUCAGGGUAAUCAUGCUGUGCAAGGGGGUCAGACUCUCACGUUAGUGUCAAGUUUGAAGGCUCUUCGCCGUGAGAGAGAUAUGUUAUGCCGGCUGAUGCAAAAGAGGUUCUCGGAAGCAGAGCGAAACCGUCUAUACCAGAUGUGGGGUAUCGGUUUGGGGUCAAAGCGGAGGCGGUUUCAACUGGUCAACCGCUUGUGGAGUGACGCUCACGAUAUAAACCAUGCCGCACAGAGUGCUUCAAUUGUUGGAAAGCUGAUAAGGUUCAGAGAACAGGGAGAGGCGCCCAAGGAGAUGUUUGGGCUUAGCUUCGUGCCUGCUGCACCCGCAAGCCGAAGAUCCUUGGGCCGGAAACACAACAAUGAUCAUUGGGCUUCCCUUUGGUAAGCUUGUGUCAUAUUACCGGAUAGAAAGAAAAUUAGAGGCGAUGUGCUGAAUUGUUUUUUUUUUCUUUCGACGUUUUGUUCUGUGCAAUGUUCAUUUAUGAUUGAAAUUGAAAAUGGUUGUCCACAGUUGCGAUCAAUUUGUAAACACACUGUUGGAAAUGAACUUGUUUUAGGUUACUGUUUUA